This is a messenger RNA of Budorcas taxicolor (takin), 828 nucleotides long. RefSeq names its product CEA cell adhesion molecule 19 (gene CEACAM19). The coding region runs from base 1 to 828 and encodes 275 amino acids. NCBI's taxonomy places the organism in Eukaryota, Metazoa, Chordata, Mammalia, Artiodactyla, Bovidae. The transcript is spliced from 7 exons. The record is from RefSeq and is a predicted model, not a curated record.
AUGGAGAUUCCUGCUGGGUCCCAGCACGCCUUCCCCAGGAGCCUCCUGCUCUCAGCCUCCAUCCUGGCCCUCUGGGUUCCCCAAGGCUCCUGGGCAGCCCUGCGCAUCCAGAAGAUUCCGGAGCAGCCUCAAAUGAACCAGGACCUUCUGCUGUCUGUCCAGGGCAUCCCAAACACCUUCCAGGACUUCAGCUGGUACCUGGGGGAGGAGGCCCAUGGUGGCACAAUGCUAUUCACCUACAUCCCCAAGCUACUACGACCCCAGAGGGAUGGCAGUGCCAUGAACCAGCGAGACAUCGUUGGCUUCUCCAACGGCUCCAUGCUGCUGCGUCACGCCCAGCCCAAAGACAGCGGCACCUAUCAGGUAGCUGUCACCAUCAACCCUUCCUGGACCAUGCGGGCCAAGACUGAGGUCCAGGUGGUCGAAAAGCCUAAGGAGCUGCCCGUUACCAGCCUGCCUGUGAGUGCUGGGAUUGUGGCUGCUAUUGUCAUAGGAUCUCUUGCCACUGGAUGUAUCUUUGUCGGCAGCAUUGCCUAUCUCCUGGUGACAAGAGGCUGGAGGGCUCAGAACCACAGGAUAACAGCCACAGAGAAACCAGAGCUGGGCCCCAGUCAUCGUGCUGGUGAUGACAGGAUCUAUGAAGCAAUACCAUCGCCAGUCCUCCUGGUGUCCCCUUGUGACUCGGGACCCAUGAACUCUGCCACGCCGCCAGACCUGCCUCUGCCCCCGCCCCCACCGCCCCCACUGCCGGGGCCUGAGAACCACCCCUACCAGGAUCUGCUGAACCCCGACCCUGCCCCGUACUGCCAGCUGGUGCCCGCGCCCUGA